Molecule: messenger RNA, 4551 nt
Organism: Brassica rapa (field mustard)
Lineage: Eukaryota; Viridiplantae; Streptophyta; Magnoliopsida; Brassicales; Brassicaceae
Product: ethylene-responsive transcription factor ERF043
Biological process (GO): regulation of DNA-templated transcription
Molecular function (GO): DNA binding; DNA-binding transcription factor activity
Source: RefSeq, a predicted model, not a curated record
AUGUUUUGACUAAUCUUCAUCGUAUAUUUUGAUUAAUCUUGUAAAAACCUUUCCACUAGAUUGUUGCUUGAAUGUUUUGAUUAAUCUUCAUCGUAUAUGCCAAACAAACAUGUAAUCAUAACCUGCAUGUUGCCGGUUGAAAGGGAUUGAUCUUUAGGUCCCAAAAACACCGUAAUAAACACAAAGAAUCUUUGAUUUUGAUUCAUCUUUAUAAAAGAACGUUUGCAUACUUGACUUGUGGAUAGUCGACGACAAAAAUUGCUUUGGACACAACAUAGUGGCAAACUUUUCAUUGUUUUCAGUGGCUUUAAAAAUAUAUUAUGGCUAUUUUAUGCAUCUACUUUUUAAAUUGUCAUGUGUUUAUAAUGAAAUAUCUUAUUUAAAGUGUAUAUCGUGUUCUACGUUGAAGCCAGAAUCUUAUUUAAAGUAAGAUAAAACUAUAAACAUAUACAUACAUCAAUUACCCUUUUUUAAUGGCCAGGAUCGGACCAAAUAGGUAUUGCUUGUAACUAUCAUCGGCACAAAUUAUUCAAAAGAGAACCACAUAACCUACGAUAUAUAUAUCAUUUUGUUUUAUAAUACCUUCCAAAAUUAUUUAUACAUCCAAUGUAUUGAUCACCAAGUUGCAUACCUACUAGGCUACUACAGAUAUUAAAAAUAAACAUUUGUUUUUUUAGAUAAGGGCUGGCUACAUAUUAUAGGUUUUGAGUUAGCAAGUGAGAUAAUCGAGUAAUCUUAGUUUGAUUGGAUUACGGUCUUUAAAACAAGCUCGUCUUAGAUCUCAUACCAACGAAUAGAAAAGUUAUACGAAAACAAUAUUAAAAAGAUCGUCUCAAUAGCCUUUUUGUUACAUUUUAAAGCUUUCGAGUUUUUAUGUGCGUAUAUGUAAAGGUUGGAAUGAAUAUUUGUAAUUAAACUGUGAGCUAAGAAGUUGUUGAUUGCAGCCGAAAUCAGUUUUUCUCAUUUCAUGUGUGUCUUACCAAUUAGUUACAGUAAAAAAAAUGUGUCUUCUCCAAAGUAUGAGAAUAUAGAGUGAAUUAGUUGAGUUCAAGAGUUGGAUUUGAUCUUGGUAUUUUGGUAACAAACAGGUGAUAUCAAUGUUCAAAGAAAAAAAAGCAGGAGAUAUCAGAGCUCAGUGCAGAACUUAAAAUGUUUUUUUUAUACUUCGUGUAAUAGCAAAGCGAUGGUCAGACGAUAAUAAGAUCAAUAGAUAUCGAGAAUGGAUGCAGAGGUCUACAGAACGGGUAGGGCUCAGUGAGGUAUGAGGAGUACGUACAAUCUUUCUAACCAGUUUUACUUUUACCGAUUUAUUUUGUACUUUUUUCUUGUGUCGACUAGUCAUAUUGUACUUUAUCUAUGAAUGAAACUUUAUAAUAUGUUGGCAGGGUGCAAUAAUUGAACCACGUGAGACAGUGUUUGGUCGUAGUUGAGACACGUGGUUCCGCAGAGCGUAAACUGUAGUCAAAAAGGGGGUCCAAGAUUUGUCGGAUACACGAACGGUGCAUCACAGCCAGACAGCUAGAUUAUCUUCUCCGUACGACUUUUUUUCUUCUUCAACAUUUGUCGACUUGUUCGCUCUCUCCUCUAUACUAUAGCACUACUAUUUUUUUAUUCAUAAUAGAUUGUAGCAUUCAUUAAAUGUGUCAUUCAAUACUUUGGGCUGUUGAAACCUGAUUACAGCUCAUGCAAGAUUCAGUGGGUGGAAGGCAACAAAAAAAGGUUGACGCCGACAAAUAAAAAAUUAAGAAAAAAUCGGUGUGUAUUGUGGGUGGACGACGAUGACAAAUUAGUAUACAAGGGUCAAUGGACAAAGACAUAACUAAUAAAGGCUAAUUGAGGGCGAAUCAAUUCUCACACAUGAUAAGAGUACUCUUUAGUGAAUUCACUCAUGUUCUACAUAGUAAAACAGUCAAUUAAGGCUAAUAAUAGAACAUUCCUAGUCUAAAAUCAAACAUCAACCGUCUUGAUGUGAUAAUAUACUAAUCUAUAUUACACCAAAUAAUUAUAAUAAUAAUAUAUAGAGAAAUCCGGUUAAAUUAAACACUUCUAUUUAGGUUGUUUGCACUAUUUAAGGUAUUUAAUUAUCAUUAUAUAUUUUGUCAUGCAGUUUUGACUGUAACCAAGUCCAUAACGUCCAAACAAUAAAGAAUUUUUCAAAAUUAGAAUCCGUAUUGUCUUCUUUAAGAAGUAAGUGAAAUCCACAUAGACAUUUAAGAUCUAUGCAUAUGAUUUACUAGCUAUCGUGCAUAUUGUACAUAUAAAAAAAUUUGUUAAAAAAAUUAUGGAUUUGAUAAGCAACAGUACCUAUUCAUGUAUGUAUAAGGCGCAUUUUAUCCAUUCUUCUCAAUUCUUACAUUCUGAACAAAAUUAUCAUACCGAUAAACAUUCGUGCAAGUGUAGCUAAGAUAAACGCAACUCAUAUCUUCUAUCACCAAUAGAAGCAAAAAAAAAACCAUGAAAUUCCGCGUUAUCACUAUUUGAUAUUGUCGACACUGUUGAAUCAAUGGAAUUGAUGAUGUAAUAAUAAUAGACCAACUUUUCUAAUACGAAGGCUCUUUUGGAACCCCACCACGAAAGGAAACAUAGAAAACGACAAGUUCGUAAUAUAAUCUUUUGAAUAAAUAUGGAGCAAUGAUAUUACAUUCAUUGGCAUAAUUACAAUUCGCCUUUAAUGGUUUUAGAUUAACAGAAUUAAAAUAUUCAACAUCCGUCUCUAGCGGACCACAGUAUGUAACUUAGUAGUGCUUCUGAUCAGACCAAUACAAAUAAGGCGUUCUCAUGUUAUAGCACGAUCACGUAGGUUUGGUGGUAACAUUAUAAUGAUGUUUUGAUUCAUCCAUUGUUUUAGUUUUUUUUUUUUAAUUAGGAACCGGAUUCGACGGCUCAAGAAGAUGUGAUUUAAUGCGUAGAAGUAGUACUUCGUAACUAUAUGGGCUAGAAAUUUAUUACGUCCUAGCCUAGGGUUGCCGUCUUAAGCAAUUCAUUGGAGUGAUGACAUAAAUGUUUAAAGCAAAUUCUUUCUACUUAUGAGUUCAAUAAAUCCAAUAGACUGGUGACUAUGUACUCUACCGUAGUUUCGAAUCUAUACACGUCGUGCAAACUGCAGAGUAAGUAUAGUGAAGAGGACCAGAGCUUCUUCUUUCUCUUUUUUGGUGAAUACAAAACCAAAUCUAAGGAACAUCUCUAUGAUGUCACAUCACAAAAAGAAAAGCAAAAGAUUAGAAAACAUCAACUCGUGUUUCGCGUUAUAAAUUAAACUUUUUAACAAAAAGAAAGCAUAGUCCUAGUUACAGCCACACCAACCUUUCUAGUAGGUAAGCAGCUACGCCCUUUAUGGGUCCCUCUCUCUUUCAAACCACACAUAUACGAGAGAGAAUGUAAAUAUGUCUAUACUUAUUAUAUAAGUUAAAGAGUUAAUACUCUAAACACUGAGAAUCAUUGAGAGACUUUGGAAACAUCUAAACACGAGAGUAGAAAUUUCACCAAAUAAUGAUACAAACAAGAACUAUCUUUUCUAACUCUUACACCCAAAACAAUGUCUCACUCCUUUUGCCUUAGAUAUAUAGUUAUAUAUUCUAUAGUAUUUUAUACCAACCCAAAUCUCUAGCUCGCGUCUUUGUUACAUUUCUUGGAACACUUUGACAUCAUAAAAGCUUUACAAAACUUAACAAUGGUGAGUUCGUCACUUGGUUCCGACAAGGAGAAAAAAGGAAGUAAGCAGCCAGUGUAUCGUGGAGUUCGCAUGAGGAGUUGGGGCAAAUGGGUAUCUGAGAUACGUGAGCCACGUAAGAAGUCGAGGAUCUGGCUCGGGACUUUCCCCACGGCGGAGAUGGCCAUGCGUGCUCACGACGUGGCGGCUUUGAGUAUCAAGGGAAGUUCCGCUAUACUAAACUUCCCUGAGCUCUCGGAUUCUCUCCCUCGACCCGCUUCGCUCAGCCCUCGUGACGUCAGAGCUGCGGCCACCAAAGCGGCUCUCAUGGACUUUGGUUCGACGGUAAGGUCUGAGAGUGAGACGAGCGAAGAAACGGCAGUGUCCGGUCAAAAGUCAGAGAGUGAGAGUAACGAAACGACGACGUCGAGUAAAAGGUCGGAGAGUGAGACUAGUGAAACGGCGUCGUUCUCUUCAUUCUCGGUGACGAGUGUUGAUGAGGACAGUACAGUCUCGGACGAUUUGGACAACAUCGUCGAGUUGCCGAGUCUUGGAACGAGUUUAGACGAGUCAAGCGAGUUUGUGUUUUUUGACUCGUUGGAGGAUUUGGUGUUCUUGCCGUCAUGGUCACUGAGUGGUACGGUAGAUGAUUUUACGUAUGACAAUGAUUCUCUGCUGAACUCGGUUUUUCAAGAAAGCUUUUCUUGGAAACAUUUUCCUGAAAAUUAAAUUAAAAUCGUAUUUAUUUUUUUGUUUUGUUGGCUUUAGUUUUCAUGGGAUUCUCUUAUGGUUUUUUUAUUUGCGUGAGAUAUCUCCAAGAAAGAUGAUGAAAUGUAAGUGUGUAUACUCUUGGGUUUAGCUGAAAUAAUGACAGCAGUGUAGUGUUUUGAGGUUUUUUUUUA